Messenger RNA from Meriones unguiculatus (Mongolian gerbil), 983 nucleotides. It is a transcript of the gene Tmem53, whose product is annotated as transmembrane protein 53. The record is from RefSeq and is a predicted model, not a curated record. The transcript has 3 exons. Bases 108 to 941 code for a protein of 277 amino acids. Lineage: Eukaryota; Metazoa; Chordata; Mammalia; Rodentia; Muridae.
CGGACGUGGGCGGGGAGGGGGCGUGGCCCGGCGGCCUCCCGCACCGGCGAGGUGAAACCUGCUGGAGUUCCGGCGGAUGGCCGGUGCUGACGGCCCGCACCUUCACCAUGGCCUCGGCCGAGCUGGACUACAGCAUCGAGAUCCCGGAUCAGCCCUGCUGGAGCCAGAAGAACAGCCCCAGCGAAGGUGGGAAGGAGGCCGGGAAGCCGCAGCCCGUUGUGAUUCUCUUGGGCUGGGGUGGAUGCAGGGACAGGAACCUGGCCAAGUAUAGCGCCAUCUAUCACAAAAGGGGCUGCAUUGUGAUCCGAUACACGGCCCCCUGGCACAUGGUCUUCUUCUCUGAGUCCCUGGGCAUCCCCUCCCUUCGUGUGAUCGCCCAGAAGCUGCUCGAGCUCCUCUUUGACUAUGAGAUUGAGCGGGAGCCCCUGCUCUUCCACGUCUUCAGCAACGCGGGCGUCAUGCUCUACCGCUACGUGCUGGAGCUCCUCCAGACCCAUCAGCGCUUCCGCCACCUGCACGUGGUGGGCACCAUCUUUGACAGUGGUCCCGGCGACAGCAACCUGGUCGGGGCCCUGAGGGCCCUGGCCACCAUCCUGGAGCACCGGCCCGCUGUGCUGCGCCUGUUGCUCCUGGCGGCGUUCGCGCUGGUGAUCGUCCUGUUUCACUUCCUGUUUGCUCCGUUCACCGCCCUCUUCCACACCCAUUUCUACGACAGGCUGCAGGACUCAGGCUCCCGCUGGCCCGAGCUCUACCUGUACUCCAAAGCUGAUGAGGUGGUGUCAGCCCGGGACGUGGAACGGAUGGUAGAGGCUCGCCUGGCUCAGCAGGUCCUGGUGCGCUCAGUGGACUUCGUGUCAUCUGCGCAUGUCAGCCACCUCCGGGACUAUCCUACGUACUAUACGAGUCUGUGUGUUGACUUCAUGCAUAAUUGUGUCCAGUGAUGAGAUCCUGCUCCAGAAAUAAACGCCGACACCUCCCUGUAA